Messenger RNA from Komagataella phaffii GS115, 312 nucleotides. RefSeq lists its product as hypothetical. The transcript has a single exon. Lineage: Eukaryota; Fungi; Ascomycota; Pichiomycetes; Pichiales; Pichiaceae. The coding region runs from base 1 to 312 and encodes 103 amino acids. The record is from RefSeq and is a predicted model, not a curated record.
AUGUUCCUACGUUACAAGAUUGUGCAUAUCCUUCUAUUUGGGUUCCUAAUUGACUUGACUCACUCGGCGGCAGUUCCACAAUUGAAACUGGCCCAGCAACAAGUCGAUUUAAAAGAUGAUUUGAGAGGAGAUAGUAAAAUAAUAGUACAAUUAGCACAGAGAGACAAAAUCCCAUUUUUACGCACAGUUAAAGAGCUGCAGGGGUUGAAUUGGAUGCACGGUCUAGCUUCACGUGGUGUUCAAAUCCCCGAUCCAAAUGAUAAAAUAAUUAUGUUCAUCGAAGAUAUAAAUCAAACUCAUGAAGGAAUCUAA